CAUGUGUGAGUUAGCUUUCUCUUGGUAAAAAGGAAUUGUAUAGCAACUUUAUUUAAAAACAACAACAAGAAUGAACAAACCUAAAAUUGUCAGACCAGAGGAGAGCAAGCCAGCACAUGCGCUGUGGUUUGACAGGAAGAAAUACGUCACCAUCAACUUCAUGGUUCAGAAACCUAAAGAUGUCCAAGUUGAUAUCCAGCCAGACAAACUGAUUCUUUGCUGCAAAAACGAAACAGAUGAUGUGUACUACAACGAGCUGCACUUCUAUGACAAAGUCCAGAUCCACGACUCCAGAGAAAGGGUCUAUGACCGCACCAUCAAUGUCUUGCUAAGGAAGAUGAAACCUGAUUGUGCUUGGCCUCGUCUUCAGAAAGAUCCAGCUAAGGCCAGCUGGAUUUCAGUUGACUUUGAUAACUGGAGGGACUGGGAGCACGAAGAAGAUGAGGGAAAGGAGGAAUAUGACCAUUAUGUGGAUAUGAUCCGAGAGAUGGCUAACAGUGACAAAGGAGAAGCUCCAGAUAUGGGGGAUCUUAGUGAUUUUGUUACCUCUGUAGUCUCCUGCUGCCCGGCAGAACUAAAACAAGAAGUAAAUGGAAAGAAAGAAACUAUUAAAGGAUUCCACAUCAAGCUACAAGAUACCAUCUUGUUUCCUGAGGGAGGUGGCCAGCCAGAUGACCAUGGAUUUGUUGGAGAUGUCCCAGUUUUGAGAGUGACGAGGCAGGGACCAGAUGCCCUGCAUUUUGUGGCCUCACCUCUGGAGGUGGGUCAGGAGGUUCAAGUGAAGGUAGACUGGGAGAGGAGAUUUGAUCAUAUGCAGCAACACUCGGGUCAGCAUUUGAUUACAGCUUUGGCAGACACAAUGUUUGGAUACAAGACCACAUCCUGGGAACUGGGUCGUCAAAGAAGCACCAUUGAGCUGGACACUCCCUGCGUGAAACCUGGCCAGCUUCAGGAACUGGAAGAAUGUGUAAAUGAGAAGAUCAGAGCUCACAUUCCUGUCAUGGUUCAGCUUCUCUCUAUAGAUGACCCAGCUGUGGAGAAGGUGAGAAGUCGAGGGCUGCCAGAGGACCACGCAGGACCCAUUCGGAUCAUUGAUAUAGAGGGCAUAGAUGCCAACAUGUGCUGUGGAACCCACAUCUCCAACCUCGGUCACUUACAGGUAAUAAAGCUGCUGGGAACUGAGAAAGGAAAGAAAAACAAAACCAACCUAAUUUUCCUGGCAGGAAAAAGGGUACUAAAGUAUGCAGAGAAAAGCUACAACACAGAGCGUUCACUGGUGUCACUUCUAAAAACGGGACCAGGUGAGCACGUUGAGGCAGUCGACAAGUUGCAGAAGUCUGUUAAGCUGCUACAGAAAACUAACCUGGGCCUGCUUCGUGAUAUGGCAGUUCUCAUUGCUCAGAGCUUUAUGAAUGAUCCUCACAAAGACUUCUUCACCUUCCACAAAAAAGAGGGAGACAAUGAGUUUAUGAAUAUCAUUGCCAAUGAAAUAAACACUGAGGAAACGCUGGUUUUCCUGACUGUUGGAGAGGAAAAGGGACCUGGUUUGUUUCUGCUGGCUGGACCCAGUGAACUAGUCACUGAGAUGGGACCACAAGUGUUAGAAUUGCUCCAAGGGAAGGGAGCAGGGAAGAACGGGCGAUUCCAAGGCAAAGCCAACAGCCUGGCACGGAGAGGAGAGGUGGAGGCUUUACUGAAGCAGCGCUGCAAUCAACGCAACUCACAGGAAGAAUAAAUUUUCAUUAGAAAGAAAUGUUUUAUACUUCCAAAAGGGGAACAUUGAGGUUGGCUUACAUGGCUGUUUUAUACAUCCAUAAUCUGUGGUAAUCACUAAAUGAUGUGUUGGGUUACACAUAGAAAAUGAUCAUGAGAAAGUGACCAUUUUGUGAAAAUGUAUAUAAUUCGACUUCUGUACAACAUGUGCUGUACAUAUUUCAAUAUUAAAUGUAAAGUGCUGGCUUUAUUCAGUCAAAAUCCAAA
Messenger RNA from Pelmatolapia mariae (spotted tilapia), 1980 nucleotides. RefSeq names its product alanyl-tRNA editing protein Aarsd1-like. The record is from RefSeq and is a predicted model, not a curated record. Gene Ontology annotation, biological process: regulation of translational fidelity; alanyl-tRNA aminoacylation; chaperone-mediated protein complex assembly. Gene Ontology annotation, molecular function: protein-folding chaperone binding; Ser-tRNA(Ala) deacylase activity; nucleic acid binding. The coding region runs from base 71 to 1735 and encodes 554 amino acids. The transcript is spliced from 17 exons. NCBI's taxonomy places the organism in Eukaryota, Metazoa, Chordata, Actinopteri, Cichliformes, Cichlidae. Gene Ontology annotation, cellular component: cytosol; nucleus.